AAACACUCUCGUUUGCGUUGAACUUGAAAAUCAUUGCUGAAAGGAUCGCGAUCGGGGGGUAAUCUGUUGUUGUUUUGACUGGCUCGCGUCAGUCAAACGUUAUUUCUGGUGCGUAGCACAGGACGCUCGAGUUUUUACGUUAUGGGUACGAACACGAAAUGCCUAAUCCUAGUAGUGGUCGCGUGUUUCUCCGCCGGCGAUGCCCAGUACCGGCAAGAAAUCGUUUUUCCGGGCUUCGGAGCUCAGUUUCAGGGCGAGACCAGAGUGGGCGGGCGGCCAAUUCAAACUACGGCGGGAUUCAACCUGAACCCUCCGCCCCCCUUGACGAUAAUCCAGUCGUUUCCUUUUAGCUCCGCGCUGUUUUCCGGCAAUUAUCGCAGCGGUUUUUUGCCGCCCCCGCCGCCCUUUACAAACCUGUUCACCCCCAACACCAUCAGGCAGCCAGUCGAGAGCAGAGGGCAAGCGGAGGAAUACAAGAAAGCUGUGGACGAAGAACAGCGCGCCGAAACGACGACGAACGCGGACAGCUCGGACGGCACGACCUUGGGGCCUCAGCAGAACGCUUUCGUCAAGCUUCACGUCCAAGGAAAAGACUACGGCUAUUCUACGCGUCAAUAAACGCGUCAUCAUUUUAGUACUUAAUCCCAAAUAUUAGAUUGUAACACAUGAGCACUAUAAUUAAAUAACAUAGCGGAAAUCAA
Messenger RNA from Cylas formicarius (sweet potato weevil), 701 nucleotides. RefSeq lists its product as uncharacterized. NCBI's taxonomy places the organism in Eukaryota, Metazoa, Arthropoda, Insecta, Coleoptera, Brentidae. The record is from RefSeq and is a predicted model, not a curated record. The coding region runs from base 142 to 618 and encodes 158 amino acids. The transcript is spliced from 4 exons.